AGUUACCGAAGACACUGAAGAUACCAGAGGAACUGAAGUUUUUGAAGCUGUCGGGAGAUACGCACCUUCGUUCUUUCUGCAUCCUGGUAUUGUCGCUGCGAGGCUGAAUUAUGGCUUCUACUAGUCAACCUCCCCCAGGUGGGGAUGGAGGAGGCGGUGAUGGAGGACUUGGCGGACGACGGAAUGCACCACAGUGCUAUUCUUGCAAGCACUACGGUCACUUCGCACGUGACUGUGGUUUGUUUUGGAAGGAAGAAAAGGAGAAAGUUGACCGUAGGCGACUGCCAGAUACGGACGACAGACUUGUGGAGAAUCGCGCACGAUCCGCUUCGCCUCGCCGGAAUCGGUGGGAUGCUCCUAGAAGAUUGCCGUCUGCUGACCGUUAUGUUCCACGGUACGAACCACCGAAGGAAAAAGACACCGUGGGUGCACUAGUGGCGAUGUUACUAGAUAAAGAGGCAGCAAAGGAAGAAAAACGGAAGGAGAAGGAAGAACUUAGGAAACAGCGGAGAGAGGCGCUGGAGAAAGAGGAAAAGGCGAGACGCAAGAGAGAGAAGAGGGAAUGUGAAAUACGCGAGAAUGAACUGAGUAUCGCCAGGAUCAUCGACAUGCAGUUUUCAAGGAGAUGGGGCGUCGGACGUCAAGAACGAGGCGACGAACAGAAACGCGAUCGUAUGAAGAAGAAAAGGACUUUGCAGCGGAAGCUGCGACGGCCGCACCCUGAAGAUCUCAAUACCGAGGACGAAGUAGCUGAGAUUCAAGUCGCGACGGAAAGUAUGGCGAUCAGCUCCGCUACCUCGGAGGAUGAGGAAAUAUUGUCACCGGUUAUCACUCCGCUCACGCGUACCGCUCGCAAGAUGUACGGAUCAGCGAAAGGGAGAGGUCGACCUCGGCUCCCGCUUGCACCCCGUAACAUUACGAAGGAGAUCGUUCCAGAAGUGAGACCGGAUGCGAGGGCACACUUCAUCCGGAAUACGAAGGAGCAACUUGAGACCUUGGACUACAAGGAAGUGAAAGAGAUUUGCAGGCGAGAGCAAGUACCGUAUAUCCGUAAGCAACAAGCUAUUACAGAUAUUGCCGAGCGACGGGCAGCUAAGGUCGUCGACCAUCGUAAGGCUUCUCCAGCUGCACCAAAUUCAGUGGCUACUUCGGUAAGUAGCUCGGACACAGCUUCCUCGUCUACGGAGGCGUCUGAGGAAGACGGCGAAAGUGAUGCUUGAAGAAACUGGCCGAUUAAGCGCCUUUGGGGAUUGUGUCGUAGUCUCAUCCGUGAUCGUAAGCAAUCUGUGGGAGUAAACUCGGAUUUAGAGG
Messenger RNA from Chara braunii, 1311 nucleotides. Lineage: Eukaryota; Viridiplantae; Streptophyta; Charophyceae; Charales; Characeae. The record is from the annotation of a GenBank genome assembly.